GUUUCAUGUAGCAACUGCUAAUUUAACUUCCUCAACUCCUGUGGACCCACCUAGCAAACCAAGAUUCUACGUUAUGCCUACCCUUUUCUUCCAUUAUUUAAUCAUCAUCAUCAUCAUUCAUCAUCAUCGCUCUCUCUCUCUCUGCUAUAAAUCCCUUCUUCAGAAAGGCAUCUAGUUCCUGCCGAAACAUCGCUAACCUACAGCUAUAUUUAGUUGUAUAAGUUUUCCUAUAUCUUGUCCUUGUAGAUUUUGAUGGACGGCUCUAUGAGUAACCAUUCAUCCAUGAAUAAAGCAGCAGCUGAUCAGGAGGAGAGUAGUGGUUGGACAGCUUAUUUUGAAGAUUUCUCUAACCACAGAGAUCAGGAGGACAGUUUCCGUUCUGGUUUUGGUAGCUCUUCUAUGGUUUCUGAUGCUGCUUCUUUUCCUGUAUGGAAAUCGUCACCUCAGCAACAUAAUUAUAACCAUGUUCUUGCCUCCUGCUCUUCCAUCGCUGGCUCCCCGAAUAUCCCUAGCAAGUUAUCUUUCAAGAAAACAAGAGCCAGAAAAUUUUCUCAUCAUGAUGAUUCCCUGGAGGACACUGCUAGUUCUCCUGUUAACAGUCCCAAGGUUAGUGAUUUCCUACCGACUGAUUUGAAUCCCAGGAAGUCAAAUGAUCAUUUUAAUAGUUCCCUGGGUAAAGAAGGUGGUUUAGAGCAUUAUGGGGGAGUAGUGGAGACAGAUGAUGAACGAUGUGAAAUGAGUUGCAGUAGUACUGGGAAUAAAGACUGCACAGAAUUGAAGAAGAGAGGACUGUGUUUGGUUCCUUUGUCCAUGUUAGUGAACUAUCUUGGUUAAUCUCUUAUUAAUUAGGAUUUCUCUCUCUCUCUCUCUAUCUCUCUCAUCCAUUGCAGCAGAAAAUUAUCAGGCUGAAUUUAUAAGGGAAAAUCCUAUAUAAAUAUAUGCGUAUGUAUGAUGUGAAAUACAACAAUCUUAAUCUCUUCAUCUGUAAUCUAAAGCUAGAACAGAUCUUUAAUCUGCUUUUGUGUAUAUAUUCUCGAAAGAAGAGAAUAAGACAACGUUUGGCAAA
Molecule: messenger RNA, 1066 nt
Organism: Hevea brasiliensis (rubber tree)
Lineage: Eukaryota; Viridiplantae; Streptophyta; Magnoliopsida; Malpighiales; Euphorbiaceae
Product: vascular-related unknown protein 1
Exons: 3
Coding region: 253-834 (193 amino acids)
Biological process (GO): xylem development
Source: RefSeq, a predicted model, not a curated record